Molecule: messenger RNA, 1189 nt
Organism: Acomys russatus (golden spiny mouse)
Lineage: Eukaryota; Metazoa; Chordata; Mammalia; Rodentia; Muridae
Gene: Rassf2
Product: Ras association domain family member 2
Exons: 11
Coding region: 209-1189 (326 amino acids)
Biological process (GO): signal transduction; positive regulation of JNK cascade; positive regulation of protein kinase activity
Cellular component (GO): nucleus; cytoplasm
Source: RefSeq, a predicted model, not a curated record
GGGGCCAGGUGGGCGGGGCGCCCGCCCUCAACCCCGCUGUCGCCGCCCCGCCCGGCCCAAGCGAGCGGGUCCCACGGAUCGCCGGCCAAGCACGCUGGAGCACCCCCACCCCCGCAGCGGCGCCCCCACUUUCCAACCCCUGCGGUGAGCACGAUUGCAGCUGGUCCGGGACGCAGGCUUCUCCUUCUGAUGAGUGAAGGAGGGAAGGAUGGACUACGCUCACCAGACUGCACUGGUCCCGUGCGGGCAAGACAAACACAUGUCCAAGAAUGAACUUCUCCUGCAUCUGAAAACCUACAACUUGUACUACGAAGGCCAGAACCUGCAACUCCGACACCGAGAGGAAGAAGACGAGUUCAUCGUGGAGGGGCUGCUGAACAUCUCCUGGGGGCUGCGCAGGCCCAUUCGGCUACAGAUGCAGGAUGAUCACGAACGCAUCCGCCCCCCUCCAUCCUCUUCUUCCUGGCACUCUGGCUGUAACCUGGGCGCACAGGGCACCACCCUGAAGCCCCUCACCAUGCCCACCGUUCAGAUUUCAGAAGUGGAUAUGCCUGCUGAAAGCUGCGAGACACUCAGCCCAACAGACUCCAGGGGCCUGAAGCCCGUGCAGGAGGACACCCCACAGUUGAUGCGCACACGCAGCGAUGUUGGGGUACGUCGCCGUGGCAAUGUGAGGACGUCCAGUGACCAGCGGAAAAUCAGACGCCAUCGUUUCUCUAUCAAUGGCCAUUUCUACAACCACAAGACAUCAGUGUUCACGCCAGCCUAUGGCUCUGUCACCAACGUCCGUAUCAACAGCACCAUGACUACCCCACAGGUCCUGAAGCUGCUGCUUAACAAGUUUAAGAUUGAGAAUUCGGCAGAGGAGUUCGCUCUGUACGUGGUCCACACCAGUGGCGAAAAGCAGAAGUUGAAGAACUCGGACUACCCCCUGAUCGCCCGCAUCCUCCAGGGCCCAUGUGAGCAGAUCUCCAAAGUCUUCCUGAUGGAGAAGGACCAGGUGGAAGAGGUCACCUAUGAUGUGGCCCAGUACAUAAAGUUUGAGAUGCCAGUGCUUAAAAGCUUCAUUCAAAAACUGCAGGAAGAAGAAGACAGGGAAGUGGAAAAGCUAAUGCACAAGUACACGGUGCUCCGGCUAAUGAUUCAGCAGAGGCUAGAGGAGAGAGCAGGGACCCCGGAGACCAUCUGA